Ctenopharyngodon idella (grass carp) is the source of this 6182-nucleotide messenger RNA. It is a transcript of the gene dennd5a, whose product is annotated as DENN/MADD domain containing 5A. Bases 201 to 4187 code for a protein of 1328 amino acids. Gene Ontology annotation, molecular function: small GTPase binding; guanyl-nucleotide exchange factor activity. The record is from RefSeq and is a predicted model, not a curated record. NCBI's taxonomy places the organism in Eukaryota, Metazoa, Chordata, Actinopteri, Cypriniformes, Xenocyprididae. The transcript has 24 exons.
UCCCGAGCAGAGCAAUGCGCAUGCGCACGAGCGGGCGCUGAGGACGGAGAACAGCUGUACCGGAGGCCACAAUGCGACUGUCGCUGUGGGCUUCUGCCUUGAUCCCCAUCCGCAAUGGCUGCGCAGAAUGAUCCAGAGAGCUCGUACUAUGCGCUCCUCUAGACCCACAAACAGAAGAGCACAAGCGGAGCCGUCUCAAAAUGAGCACCGGAUUCAGCUCGAGCUCCUGCCGCUUCGCGGAUUAUUUCGUGGUCUGCGGUCUGGACACCGAGAGCGGCUUAGAACCAGACGAGCUGUCCGCUUUAUGCCAGUAUAUACAGGCUACUAAAUUCAGAGAUGGUGCCAGAGGAAAGUUGGCGAGUGCAAACGAAGGUGAAAAUUUUGAGCAGAGUCCACUGCGGAGAACUUUUAAAUCUAAAGUUCUAGCGCACUAUCCAGACAAUGUGGAGUGGAACCCUUUUGACCAGGAUGCAGUGGGAAUGCUCUGUAUGCCAAAGGGCCUGUCCUUCCGCACUCAGACAGACAUCCGCGAGCCGCAGUUCCACUCCUUCAUUAUCACAAGAGAGGACGGCUCCCGAACCUACGGCUUUGCCCUCACCUUCUUUGAGGAGGUGACCAGCAAACAGAUCUGCAGUGCCAUGCAGACACUCUAUCACAUGCACAAUGCAGAACAGUACGACAUCCUGCACACGCCACCCACACCUCGCAGUCCAGAAGACCACCGUCCCACUCCUCAACAACUGCACGCUGCCCCCUCCCUAUCCAGGUUGCAGCGCUUCAACUCGUAUGACAUCAGCCGAGACACACUCUACGUGUCCAAAUGCAUCUGCCUGAUCACGCCCAUGGCCUUUGCCAAUGCCUGCAGAAAGGUUCUCGAACAGCUGCACCAGGCCGUCACCUCGCCUCAGCCCCCGCCGCUGCCGCUGGAGAGCUAUGUCUACAACGUCCUCUACGAGGUCCCGCUGCCACCGGCCGGGCGUUCCUUGAAGUUCUCGGGCGUAUAUGGGCCAGUGUUGUGUCAGAGACCCAGCACGAUCGAGCUGCCUCUCUUUGACUUCCCCCUGCAAGAGGUGUUUGAGCUGCUGGGGUUGGAGAACGUGUUACAACUCUUCACCUGUGCACUACUGGAGAUCCAGAUCCUUCUCUACUCGCAACAUUACCAGCGGCUGAUGACGGUGGCAGAGAGCAUCACGGCCUUAAUGUUCCCCUUCCAAUGGCAGCAUGUGUACGUGCCCAUCUUGCCCGCUUCACUGCUCCACUUCCUGGACGCUCCUGUGCCCUACCUCAUGGGUCUGCACUCCAACGGCCAGGAUGACCGCACCAAGCUGGAACUUCCUCAAGAGGCCAACCUGUGUUUUGUCGAUAUUGACAACCACUUCAUCGAGCUACCUGAGGACCUGCCUCAGUUUCCCAACAAGCUGGAGUUCAUCCAGGAGAUCUCGGAGGUUCUGUUGGCUUUCGGCUUGUCUCCGGAGGCAAACCCACAAUGCAGCGAGGGCCAGAGCAAGAUCAGGGGCUUCCGCUCAGGUGACAUGUCCUCCGACAAGCGCAAUGGCAACCUGGCCGGCUCGCCGCUCAACUCGUACCUGCUGAGAGAAAACCAAACCAUAGCUCGUCUGCAAGCGCUGGUCAAGAGGACUGGAGUCAGUCUGGAGAAGUUGGAUGUGAAGGAGGACACGAGCACUAAUAAAGAUUCGAAAGUGCAGUGUGAUGAAGAUGAGAUGAAAAUGCAUCAGCUGAACAUUCGGGUGCGAGAGGUCUUCGCCAACCGCUUCACGCAGAUGUUCUCUGACUAUGAGGUGUUCGUCAUUCAGCCCAGCCAAGACAAAGAGUCCUGGUUCAGCAACCGAGACCAGAUGCAGAACUUUGACAAGGCCUCCUUCCUUUCGGAUCAGCCAGAACCUUACCUGCCAUUCCUGUCUCGCUUCCUGGAGACGCAGAUGUUUGCCUCUUUCAUCGACAGUAAGAUCCUCUGCCACGAUGACGAGGACAAAGAGCACACGCUGCGAGUGUUUGACUCCCGUGUUGACAAGAUCCGCAUGUUAAAUGUCAGGACGCCCACCCUGCGGACCUCCAUGUACCAGAAAUGCACCAAUAUUGAUGAAGCAGAAAAGGCCAUCGAGAUGAGACUGUGUAAGAUCGACCACACGGCUCUGCAUCCCCACCUGCUGGACAUGAAGAUCGGUCAGGGCCGCUAUGAGCCGGGCUUUUUCCCCCGCUUACAGUCCGAUGUGCUCUCCACUGGACCCACCAGCAACAAAUGGGCGAAGCGCAGUGCACCAGCACAAUGGAGGAGGAGGGACAGACAGAAACAGCACACUGAACAUCUCUAUCUGGACAAUGACCAGAGAGAGAAAAAUGAAGCCAAAAUAUUCCAGAAAUCGCCGCUGACAUUGUGCGCCGAUGACGUCAUUUGGAGCCGUCAUUUGGAUGGCGUCAUUUGGAGCCAGAGUCUGCGCAGUAGUGAUUCUGAGAAAUACAUCCAAGAGGCCAGGAACCUUGGAACCACUCUCCGCCAGCCCAAACUCUCCAACCUGUCACCCUCAGUCAUUGCACAGACCAAUUGGAAGUUUGUAGAGGGACUGUUAAAGGAGUGCAGAAAUAAGACGAAGCGCAUGCUGGUGGAGAAGAUGGGACGGGAAGCGGUGGAGCUCGGCCAUGGGGAGGUUAGCAUCACUGGCGUGGAGGAGAACACGCUCAUCGCCAGCUUGUGUGAUCUGCUGGAAAGAAUCUGGAGCCACGGUCUGCAGGUCAAGCAGGGAAAAUCCGCCUUGUGGUCACACCUCUUACAUUAUCAAGAGAGUAAAGAGAAGAGAGACGCUACUCCAGCAGGCCUCGGCCCUCCUGGUAUCAUUCAUGACACGGAGAGACGGAAGUCGGAUGCUGGCUGUGCAAUGCCUCCUCUCAAAGUCUCCUUGAUCCAGGACAUGAGGCACAUCCAGAACAUCAGUGAGAUCAAGACAGAUGUUGGGAAGGCCAGGGCAUGGGUGCGUCUCUCCAUGGAGAAGAAACUGCUGUCCAGACACCUGAAACAACUGCUGUCUGACCAUGAGCUCACAAAGAAACUCUAUAAGCGCUACGCUUUCCUGCGCUGUGAUGAUGAGAAGGAGCAGUUCCUCUACCAUCUCCUCUCUUUUAACGCUGUGGACUACUUCUGCUUUACCAACGUCUUCACCACAAUUAUGAUACCAUACCAUGUGGUCAUCAUCCCCAGUAAGAAACUCGGUGGCUCAAUGUUUACGGCCAACCCCUGGGUGUGCGUCUCAGGGGAACUAGCUGAGACCGGGGUCCUGCAGGUCCCCAAAAACACUCUGGAGAUUACGUUUGAGUGCCAGAACCUGGGGAAGCUGACCACCAUACAGAUGGGCCAUGAUAACUCAGGGCUGUAUGCUAAGUGGCUAGUGGAGUGCGUAAUGGUCCGAAAUGGGAUCACAGGGCACACUUACAAGUUUCCGUGCGGACGUUGGCUGGGUAAAGGAGUGGAUGAUGGCAGCUUGGAGAGGAUACUGGUGGGCGAAUUGGUGACUAACACGGAGAACGAGGAGAGAAUGUGCCGGACGCCUCCAAUGCAGCAAUCCCCCGGGAUGAUGCGCAGAUUUGUCACCAUUUCGCCAAACAGCAAACCAAAGUUAAACACGGGCCAGAUCCAGGAAGGUGUGGGAGAGGCGAUUAAUGGUAUCGUCAAACACUUCCAUAAGCCAGAAAAAGAGAGAGGAAGCCUCACACUGCUUUUGUGUGGAGAGUAUGGUUUAGUAUGGGCUCUAGAGCAGGUGUUCCAGCAUGGAUUCAAGUCACCACGCCUUUUCAAGAACGUCUUCAUUUGGGACUUUCUAGAAAAAUCACAGGUUUACUUUGAGAGUGCGGAACAGAGUCAGAUGACCCAGGACGAGAACUGGCAGAUGAGAGUGCGUCAUUUCUGCCAUUUCAUGCGCGCCAUCAACAGCACACCCAGAAACAUCGGCAAAGACGGGAAGUUUCAGAUGCUCGUGUGUCUCGGGGCCAGAGAUCACCUGCUGCACCACUGGAUCGCGCUCCUUGCCGAGUGUCCAAUCACAGCACAGAUGUACGAGGACACGGCGCUCUUAAAGGACCAUUCUCUGGUGAACUCUCUGAUUCGAGUGCUACAGACUCUGCAGGAAUUCAAUAUCACUCUGGAGGCCUCUCUUGUGAAAGGGAUAGGGAUCUAACGCCGCCUGAAUAUACAACUAACACAGAUCAGCGGGGACCAUGGACUAACUUUUUUUUUACACGGAGAGACUUGAACAAAAGGACUUAACCUGGCUUACGUUAAAGCUACUGUCAUGUUUGCCAUAUAUUAAGUGCAAUGAGCCUUUUCAAGCGUGUCAUAAUUUUUAUCAACUGACAUUCAAAUAUGUCCUCUAUUUUGAUCCAUACUUUUCCGGAAAGUUGAAAACUCCCAACCUGUGCUAUACCGUUUUAUUGAAAGCUCAAUAUUUUUCGUUGUUGUUGUGGACUGCUGACAAUGGCUAUAUUUAAAAGGGAAACGUGUAAGAAAAACUGUUAUUAUAUUUUCAGAGAAGAACAGUGUUAUUUUGAUAUGUGUCAGGUUGCUUGCUCUGUGCUCUAAUCUAAUCCAUACUGUCACAAUGCAGAGUUUGAAGCAAAUGAUGUAGAAGUAUGCUUUAUAAGUACAACUUAUGGGGAAUUCAUAUUUUUACUUAAAAAAAAAAAAAAAAAAGAAAAGAAAGGAAAGAUAAGAAAAAUGGAAACAUUUUUUUUGUAACAAUGCCAGGGGUUUGUGUGAUUUUUCCCUCCAAAUGCAAAUCAGUUUAAAGGGACAGUCCACCCCAAAAAUUACACUACCGGUCAAAUUAUUUUAAAAUGUUUUUUAAAGAAGUCUAUUCUGCUCACCAAGGCUGCAAUAUUUGACCAGAAAUACAGGAAAAAAACAGUAAUAUUGUGAAAUAUUAUUACAAUUUAAAAGAAAAUUUUAAUAAAUUUUAAAAUGUAAUUUAUUCCUGUGAUCAAAGCUGAAUUUUCAGCAUCAUUACUCCAGUCUUCAGUGUCACAUGAUCCUUCAGAAACCAUUCUGAUAUGAUGAUUUGCUGCUCAAGAAACAUUUAUCAAUAAUGUUUGACCGUUUUUUCUGCUUAAUGUGUUUGUGGAAACCAUGAUAAUUAAGAUUAAAGAUAUUAAGCAGCAAAAAUUGUUUCUAACAUCAAUGAUAUGAUGAUAAUUGAGCAGCAAAUCAAUAAAUGAUUUCUGAAGGACCAUGUGACACUGAAGACUGGAGUAACGAUGCUGAAAAUUCAGCUUUGAUCACAGGAAUAAUUUUUUUCUUUUAAUAUAUUAAGAUUCAAAACAGUUAUCUUAGAUUGCAAUAAUAUUUCACAAUAUUACUGUUUUUUUCUGUAUUUCUGAUCAAAUAAAUGCAGCUUGAUUCAAAAACAUUUAAAAAUCUUAAUUAUUCCAAAUAAUUAGUCAUCAUUUACUCGCCCUCUUGUCAUUCCGAAUGCACUUUCCUUCUUCCCCAUACAGUGAAAGUGAAUGGUGACCCAGUGUUCAUUAAAUGGGAAAAGAGCAGCUUGGACUUUCGUCUAAAUAUCUCCUUUUGCGUUCCACGCAGGAAAAGUGUGAACUGUCUCCUUAAGCUUAUUAUGAUCCCCUAAAAUAAGAGAUGCGACUCCUGAAAGUGACAUCCAAACAUAUUUUAUGAGAGAGGUUGUAAAAACAAUCAAAGGAUAACAUUAACGUUUCAUCCUUUCAAAGUAUCGUAACACUCCCCAUCUCUUCAGCCCUCAGGUCUCGACCGUGGCCAACUCUAAUGCCAUAUUUAAAGUAGAAUUAAAUUGCGGCACAGAUGCUGUGUUUGUGUCCCUAGUUAAACCCCAGCAGCCCCUCUGUUUCUGCUAUGCAAUAUUUACAGCUCCAAGAUUUUAUUGAAUAUUGAUGAAAUAUUCACCUGUUUUUAGCGUGUAGCAUAAUUUGUAGGAUAUUCCUGGGAGAAGCACAUUAAAGGCUGAUAUUCAUGUGCCAAUUUCAUGGUGACUGUUCUGGUUCCUGUUCAAACACAGCUGGCAUGAGCAUUCUGGGAGGUUUUUAUUUUCUUUCUUUUCUUGUGUUUUAUCUCUUGAUACAUUUAUAGACAAAGAGUGUAAUGUAGUGUUAAAUAUUGAACAACUGUGUACAGUGUAUAAAAUGUAUUAAAGGUGACAAUUCAA